AUGAAUAUAACAACCACAGAUGAGCGUGAGUCCACACAAGUGGAAAGCACCUGGUCCUUAGAUGCGAUGGGCAACUUUGCCGUGGAGGAUCGAUCGAAGAAUCCAUUCUUCGCUCGUCAUCACAACUCCGGUGAAGAUGAUGCCUGGGUCUCUCUGCUUCUACCUUUGCCUUCUACAUUAUCAUCAUCACCAUCAUUACCACUGAAAAUUAGCAGGAACAAAGACAUUUCGCUGUAUGCACAUGAUAACUACAAACAAGCGUAUCAGAAUAUCUCAAUUCUUUCAACCGAGCAACUUUCAAAUGAAGAAUGGACCGCUCGCAGGUUUCAAAGAGAGCAGAAUGCCAGAUUUCCAGGACAGAUUUCAACUGAACAAAACCUCCCUGUACAGCAGUACUAUCGCAGUGAUCAGAGCGGUAUCGAAGGUAGCUUGUCGGCGACAAGGAACUUUUCUGUGGAGCAGGAGUUGCUGUUGUCUCAAAGGCGGCCCGAACCAACACAAUCGCCAACUCGUGAGGAAUAUCCUCGUGCAAGACCCCAUCGUCUACCUAUAUCUACAAUUUUUCAUCGAGAGAGCCUCAUUGAUCGAUCUAGGACUGCGGUUUCAAGUAUGACUCGUUUUCUUGUUGGAUCGUUCUUGUCAAUAAACAACCUCGAACCAGCCUCAAGAUCCGAGGCAACAACAUCACCCGCUUGGGUGGGACGCGAUGGUAUUGAGGAUUACAAUGGGACAGAUCGCGCUGGUCUAGACUCAAUGGCAGGUAUUGGCGUCAGACGAAGCAGGCAAAGUGAAAUCCAAGCAUUUUAUGGUGAUGACGACAGCGACGACGAUACGGCAUAUUGGACCACUGGCACUGCAAUGGAGACUAUAUACGAUUCUGAUUCCUCCAAUGAUGCUGAAACUGAAGAAUUAGAAAGUGCACCAGCAGCAGAAGAACGCCACCAAAUCGAGAACGACGCUGCCUGGUCGUCUGGAGGAGACGAAUUUUUGGAGUGGAACUAUUGCACCGAAGCACAACAAGGUGUCAAGAUAGAGCCCACAUUUCCACACGAUCCGUUUGUACAGUUUAAUUCUAGAAGACUCUAA
Messenger RNA from Cylindrotheca closterium, 1086 nucleotides. Lineage: Eukaryota; Bacillariophyta; Bacillariophyceae; Bacillariales; Bacillariaceae. The record is from the annotation of a GenBank genome assembly.